AUGGGUAUGCCUCCCUUUGAGGCGCUUUAUGGUAGACCACCACCGACACUCUUGGACUACACGAAAGGAACUUCUGUAAACACAACAAUUGAUUCACUUUUAGCCACCAAACAAGAGAUUUUCAAUACUUUGAAAUUCAAUAUGAGUAGAAGCAGACAAUAUAUGGUAGAACAAGCAAACAAAAAGAGAGUUGAUUGUACCUUUGAGGUUGAAGGCUUAGUUCUACUUCGCCUGCAACCAUGUCGGAAGACGCCAAUACAAAAACAAUUACCUCAGAAGUUAUCACCAUGUUACUUUGGACCCUUCUCCAUUUUACGAUGCAUCAGAGCUGUGGCAUACGAGUUAGACCUACCUCCCUCUUCAAAGAUCCAUAACAUUUUCCAUGUCUCUCAAUUAUGCCGCUACAAAGGCCAUAUCACAGAUCCAACAGUUUUGAACACACACGAAUUACUUAGUGAAGAAGAAGAUGGAAAUGAUGCUUCUACACAUACCUUCGCUACUCCUGAUGUUGUGGCUCCGAUCCAAAAUCCUACACGAGUUGUUGUUGACAAACUCAGUUUCUCACAUUACCAGGGAGAAGGGGUGAAAUGCGUUGAAACUUGGAAGCCAGUUGGGGUUGAAGAAAAUGAACAAGUUACCGUGUUUCCAAAGAUAAAAGUGUUUGCACAAGAACCACAGGAAACAGUGGAACCCUCUGUACUUCCAAGUGAUGGACUCAUCAAAACAGGUGAUCAAGUAUUGGGAAGUACUCACGCAUGUCUCAAGCCAACAGUUUCCAACGCAUACAUGCAGCUAUUGGAUCUUCCACAUAUUGCUUCUUCAGCUUCUCCAAAGGACACAUUGUCCUCCAAUUGUUCCACACUUCCUGUUUUUGAAGACUCACGUAACCAUAAUAUUAUAGCCUCCAACCCUCAUGACCCAUCUUCAAUUGGGCCCUCUCUUGAUGAGAACCUUGAGGUCAAGGUAAUAGCUGCAAAAUUUAACUCUAUCAAAUCUCUAGAGCUCUUUAACUCCAACCUGUCAGAUGAAUCUCUUCCAAAAUUUCUUACUUUAUUUGCUAAUGUGGUAAUGUUAGACCUGUUGGUGAAUCAUUUCACAAUUCUUCCCGAAUUACUCAAAGAUUGUCACUUUUUAUGGCCUGAGCUUGAUGAACGGCGUCAUAAGGGUUUAUGCUUCAAUUUUGAUCAACCAUGGUCCAAACAACACAAACGUGGUGCUCGUGUGUUCUUAAUGGUUGCUAAUAACGAGGAUUUUUCUUCUGCGCCGGGUGAUUUUGAGACUAUAAUCGUGGAAUUGGUUAACGGUGUUGCUUCGUUGGAUGAACACUCUGCUCACGCUGUCCAGUUAAGUUUGCAUGCCCUCUCAGGGGACCAAGCCGCGAACACUUUUCGUUUAUUGGGUCGGAACUCCUCGGACACGAUGGGUUUUGGUGGAUGGUUGUAG
This is a messenger RNA of Vicia faba (fava bean), 1443 nucleotides long. Lineage: Eukaryota; Viridiplantae; Streptophyta; Magnoliopsida; Fabales; Fabaceae. The record is from the annotation of a GenBank genome assembly.